Molecule: messenger RNA, 2337 nt
Organism: Photinus pyralis (common eastern firefly)
Lineage: Eukaryota; Metazoa; Arthropoda; Insecta; Coleoptera; Lampyridae
Product: cytochrome P450 9e2-like
Exons: 6
Coding region: 32-1618 (528 amino acids)
Molecular function (GO): heme binding; iron ion binding; monooxygenase activity
Source: RefSeq, a predicted model, not a curated record
UUUGCUAUUUUUACAAACAGGCAUCAUCAAGAUGUUGAUCUACGUACUGAUUAUAAGCGUAGCUCUACUGUAUUACCUCCUCUGCAAACCUCUCAAGUACUGGGAAAACAGAAAUGUGCCCCACAUCAAACCACGUCCUUUAGUGGGGAACUUCGGACCUCUCAUUGCAGGACAAUGCUCCUUCACGGAAAUGACGCAAAGGAUCUACAACUCGCACCCGAACCAUAGGUACUUCGGGUUCUACCAAUUCCUGUUACCCACACUGAUCGCAAGGGAUCCCGAACUGAUAAGGAAGAUCUGCGUAAAAGGACAUGAUGUAUUUCCGCAACGUCGAAGCGUGCUUUUGGAGAAGGUAGAUCCCCUGCUGGCUAGAAGUCUAGCGUUCAUGAAAGGGGGCGAAAAGUGGAACACACUGCGGACAACGUUGAGUCCGACGUUUACCGGCAACAAAAUGAGGAUCAUUUUUGAUCUGAUUCAGGAUUGUGCGGACCAGUUUGUUGAACACUUCCGUAACAAAGGCGAACUGGUUGAGUUGGAAAUGAAGGAUCAUUUUACACGUUACGCGCAUGACGUUAUUGCGAGUACGACCUUUGGUGUUGUUUCGAAUUCCUUAAGGGAUCGGGACAAUGAGUUUUAUACUAUGGGUCUAAGGGCUUCAGCGUUAUCUCCUUUCAGGGGGUUAAAACUGUUUAUACAAAGCUUCAGUCCGAUGAUGUCUCAGAUACUAAGCCUAAGUGUGGUCCCAAAAGUAGUAGAAGACUAUUUUGUGAGCUUUCUAAGACGCAUCAUGGCGGAACGAAAGGACGGGGGAAAAUUUCGUUUGGAUAUGUUACACUUGCUAAUGGAAGCUAAAAGUGGCAUACUCAAGGAUGACGCAAAUGACGCGGACACGGGGUUUCUUGCAGUGCAAAAGUUUGCGUUGCCCAAAAUACAAACCACAAAUAAACCUCGUAUCACAGACGAAGACAUCGCCUCCCAAGCAUUCAUAUUUUUCAUGGCGGGAUACGACACCACUUCCACGGUAAUGUCCUUCGCCACCUACGAGUUAGCUGUCAACGUGCACAUUCAACAAAAACUUCAACGUGAAAUCGAUGCAACUUUAGAAAGCUGUAACGGAAAACUAACCUACGAAGCUCUGAUGGAAAUGGCAUAUUUGGAACAAAUAGUCUGUGAAACUCUUCGCAAAUGGCCUCCAGUUCCACUCACCGAUAGGUGCGCCGAAAAACCGUUUACGAUAGAGGCCCAGCUCGAUCAAGAGGAAACCGUUCACUUUGAAAAGGGUACCAUAUGCUGGAUUCCAAUUUUUCCAAUCCACAGGGAUCCGAAGUACUACCCCAAUCCUGAAGUGUUCGACCCAGAAAGGUUUCACAAGGACAAUCUCAAGAACAUUACUCCGAAUACAUUUUUACCGUUUGGGGUCGGAGUGAGAAAUUGUAUAGGUUUCCGUUUUGCUCUACUGGAGAUAAAACUAAUCCUUUUCAAGAUACUGAGUAGCUUCGACGUCGUUGUGACGGAUAAAACCCAGAUACCUCUCGUAAUGAGUAAGAUGCGCGUAUUUUUGGCUGGUCAAAAUGGCGUUUGGCUUGGACUGAAACCAAGAAACAAUGGUGACCUCUGAUUGUAUGUUACUAAUUGUCGUGAUUUUUUGAGUAAAGUUUAGCACCACCUAGCGCUCAAGGUUGAUUCAAAACUUCAACCACUUGUACGUUUAAAACCGAGAACCAAGCCUGCAGGAAGUUUUCCUUCUCUGGUCAUUAGAUUGGCCCAGCUCUUGCUCCAUUGUCAAAAACUAUCAACCAAUAAACAUUUUGAGUUGCUCUAUUAUGAUCUAUUGAAUACAUGCCAACUGUUUAUUUUUUUCCAGCAGUACCGCACAUUUGCUGUUAGUCAUUAGUUAAGACUAGACGAUUAUACAGCGUAUUUACCUGUAUGCUUGUGCUCAUCAAUUGUUUGGAGUUUUGAAUGAUGGUUAAAACCUAAUUAAUAAACUGGUUCCAAAUUAAUAUUCAAUACAGUGGAAGAUUGGUUUUUUAUUCCUGUGCAUAAACAAAUUCUCGGGCCCAUUCUCGAGAAUCUAAUGCCGAUUUGCCUGUGUUCGAAAUAAAUACGAUCAACUUUAUAUCAAAACCAGACGAAACCCGAAGACCAACGUUACUUUUGAAUAGAGAAGUGGAAUUUUAACACCCUGUAGAUAGACUUAUGUUUACGUGAACUUUUAGUCAUAAAAUAAGCCAAAGAAUGAUCUCUUUCCGUAUUUGCAUCAUAUUUAGGAACACCCUGUAUAAAGAUAUCCAUUCAACAAGAAGCUGACCUUACCAGGGCCGAGUGGUGCAGAAU